AUGGUGCGUGACAGGUUGUCCGAGUUCAUGGAAAAUCAACACAUCUUCGCAGACUCCAUGUCCGGAUUUUGCCCGCACAGGUCCGCACAGGAUGUUCUGCUACAACUCAAUCGAGACAUCCUUGACCCGGUCGAAUGCCCCCACAACGAUAAGGUCGUACUCGCCCUGGACUUGAAGGGGGCCUUCGACAACGUUACUCACGAGGUAAUACUCACCCAUCUUUCACAAACCGGCUGCGGACGCAACGCGUUCAGAUACAUUCGGCAAUUUUUGACAGAUCGUGACUCCUACAUUAAAAUCCAGCACACUGAACAUGGACCCUUCCGACUUGGAACCAGAGGAACACCACAGGGUGCAGUGCUGUAUCCUCUCCUAUUCAAUCUGGCUACGAUGCACCUGCCGGCCCAAUUGGGUGCUGUCGCUGGUGUGCAGCAUGCGCUGUAUGCCGACGUCAUCACCCUGUGGGCCACGCAGGGCUCACUCGGACACAUUGAGGCCAACCUGCAACAAGCGGCGACCAUAGUGGACCGUUAUGCUCGCCACUGUCACCUGCAAUGCUCCCAUCAAAAGUCUGAAUUUGUACACAUACGCCCCUCACCAAAGUGUACAGCCAAAAUUGAGCUCUUUCUGGAGACAGGACCAAUUCCUGAACACACAGAAGUCCAGGUACUAGGGCUUUUCAUUGAUCAACAUAGACGGUCCAACACUACCCUGGCCCAGCUCCGUAAGGUAGGGGACCAGGUGAGCCGCAUGGUCCGCCGGGUUUCCAACAAACGCAGGGGGUUGCGGUGCAAAGACGCCUUGCGGCUGGCGCAUGCAUUCGUGAGCAGUGGAAUAUUAUAUUCGACUCCUUACCUCCACCUUCGGAAACAAGACGAGGAUGCACUCGAAGUCAUCCUCCGCAAAAUUAUUAAGAGAGCCCUCGAUCUGCCCGUGAACGCCUCCAACCAGCGUUUCCUGGGUCUAGGCAUGGUGAACACGUUCCGGGAGCUCCGAGAGGCUCACUUAACUAACCAAUACCCACGCCUCUCUAAGACACUGUCGGGUCGCCGCCUCCUUGCCCGACUACACAUCCAACACACCACCCUUAUGGAAGAAUGA
Dermacentor andersoni is the source of this 1101-nucleotide messenger RNA. NCBI's taxonomy places the organism in Eukaryota, Metazoa, Arthropoda, Arachnida, Ixodida, Ixodidae. The record is from RefSeq and is a predicted model, not a curated record.